UGUUAGUUAUUUUACUGUACAAUACGCCUUAAAUUGGUUUGAAGAGCUCAACAGUACACUGCAUAUCCGUUGAAAUCGGCCGAUUUUUAUGUUUAAAGUGAAGGAAAGUUAAAUGUCUGUCAUUCGUAUUUAAGUACUAAGUAUUCAAUAUACAUGUAAUCAAGUUUUUGAAAUACUCAACAGUUAAGGUCACCUAUCCAUAACGUACGACCUAAUUGUAAGAAGAAACUAUUUUAUCCACGCGUUUGUUAAACAAGUCAAUAUUGUAUACGUUAUAUGCCGCAAGUCUCAGGCGGUAUAUUUGUCGCCGCUAUAUACUAAAUCAUUGUAAAUUUGAAAACAGUAUUUAUCUAGUUUUAUCCAAACAAUACAAUCAAUAUCAUUCCGUGACAGUUAAACACCCGUUCUGAUACUGUCCUUUAUAUGGACAAUUACACCACCGCUUGCUCAUUUAGUUCGCCUGUGUUUAAAGCUUCUAAAUAAUUGUGUUAAAAUGGAUGCUAUACCCAUUUAACGAAAUGUUCGUGUUUCUAUUGGUGAAAGUUUCAGACAGACAUAUUACAUCAUAUUCUGAGUUAAAAGUAGUGAAAUCCUCGCAAGACCGUUUCGUUUGGGUUAAUAUUUCCACAUUCUAGGAUAUAACCUUAUUGCCAUUUUCGGUUAAACCCUUGACUUGAGGCUAUGGUACGUUCUCUACCUUGUCGAUAAACAGCUUGUUUAACGUAAAAUAUGCCUUCCUCGUACCAUCAUUGGUUUUCAAAGGCCCCACCUAAGGCCUUAUGUUUGUUCGCAAUUCCUUUCUGGAAGUGUGGCGGGAUACUAACUGCCCUGUUUUUUCAGAUUUGAUCCUGACUUAAGCACUUUUUCACGGCCUUCAAAUUUUAUAGGAUACACAUUUCAUUUUUCUUCCGUCACUUUAUUUACUAUAUAACUUAACAUGCUAAAAUAUAUUUAAAAACUAUAUGCAACUUAGUCUCGAAACAUAAAUGUAUACAAGGCGAGGAGCUUACCUUUGCACCACUAUUCACUUUGAUUUUAAUUAUGCAAAUUCUCCGUUUUUAAAGAUAUAGUAUAUCAGUAAAACUUUUAGAUAGUUCUUUCUCUUCAAUUUCGAAUUGCACAGGAAAGAAAGUUGUUGAUAAUAAAAAAUAUUAUAAUUCCAAAAGGAAUGAUGAUAUUUAGUUUCAAAUGAGGACUCUAUGUUCUAAAUAAUCCAAAUAAUGAUCAUUAUUCUUUGCAAGGUUGAGGUGUAAACAUAAAUCAAAUUUUGACAGUUUAUCAAACAAUCUUUGUUGCAAAUGAAAGUAACAGGUACAUAAUCACAUUUAUCGUUUAUGUUUUAAAUAUAGUACGCAAAAUAAGCUUAAACUGCAAAUUUCUCAGGCGUACGCGUUGUCGUGACACCAUUGUGUAAUUAGUGUAUUUGUAAUACAAAUGUAUCACACUAAUGAAGUAUGAAUGUGUUUUUCCAUGCAACAGAAUUCUUUGUCGGUAUAUGCGAAUAGAUUAAUAUGUCUGACGACAAGAGUGAGAGGAAAACGAACAUAGAUAGAGGAUGGGCGUGGGUUGUCAUGAUCACUUCGUACCUUGGAAUGGUAAUUCUUUGCACAGCUUUGUACAUGAAUGGAGUGAUUUAUGUGGAGCUGUUAAACAAAUACGGCGAAGGUGAGGCUAAAACAUCUCUAGUAGGCGCCCUCUGUAGUGGACUCCUAUGUUGCCUAGCACCUCUCGUGGGAGCCUUAAAUAACAAGAUCAGCUGCCGGUUCUCAAUGAUCAUAGGUGGUGCAGUUACAACGAUUGGCUUUGCUAUCUGUGCCUUCGUGGAUAGUUUAAACAUGAUAAUCAUCUUCAAUGGAAUUUUUGUAGGUAUUGGGUUCGCCCACUCUAUGUCUGGUUUGAUUUGCGUCGUUGGAUUCUACUUUGAGAAAUAUCGUGACAUCGUUCUUUCCGUUGUGUUCUUAACUGUUGGUAUAUCUAUGUUUAUUUCUGCUCCUUUCGGGUUAUAUUUGCUCGACGUUCAUGGCCUUACAGCAACGUAUUUGAUACAAGCAAGCAUUCAGGCACAUAUGUGCAUAUUUGGUGUCUUAAGUAGACCGUCUGUAAUAGAGAGACAAGUCCAGAAGCAAAAACAAAUGGAACGCAAACAAAAUUUAAAAAUGAGAUCAACUUCUUACAUUGAUAUAACGCUGUUAAAGAACCGGUCAUAUUUGUGUAUCCUAUUUAGUAUAUCAACAUGGAACUUUUGCCUUUCGGCCGGAUUUAUUCACCUUCCAAAUUAUGUUUCAGUACAAGAUGGAAGUAAUUCAGACAUAAGCCUAAUCAUGCUAUUGUUUUCGCUAUCAAAUCUUGCCGGUCGUUUUCUUGGAUCGCUAACAGUUUCAAAAUUGCAUAGGAACAUUGCUAAAGUGUAUGCCACAGAACUUGCAAUUUCUGGAAUAAUUACGGCUUUGUUCCCCUUAUAUUCAAAAAUAUGGGGUGGACUUUAUAUAUUCACAAUACAGCUUGGAAUAUUUACUGGCUGGCCUAACACUAUGAUGAUGCCAAUAUCUCUAGAUUAUGUUGGAAUAUCGAAACUUUCAGAGGCAUACGGAUAUUAUUUCUUAUUUUGUGGUAUAGGAUUUUUCACCGGACCGGUUUGUAUAGGUUUUAUUUAUGGUGUGUCGGAUUCUUAUGAGAACAGCUUUAUUGUGGCAGGUGUAAUAUUAUUUCUUGGUGGCGUGUCCGCAGCUGGAUCAUUCUUGUGUAAAAGUAGAGAAUCAACAAACUCUGAAUAUGUAUCGAAUGAGUUGACUAUAAUAGACAUAAAGAAUAUACAUAGCUGUAACAAUAUUGAUGCUAAACUAGGUGCUUCAUUAGGUUCCAUACACAGCGGCAGUGUAACAGAUCUCCUGUCUUGCUCCAGAUCUCAGAACUUAUAUAUCAAAGACACAAGUAGCAUUAUUGAAAAUGUUACUGAUAUUAAAGAAGUAAAUGGUUUGUUGAAUGAUCAAAGAUAACACUUGUUUUAUACUAUUGCUUCUUAUAAAUGCAAAACGUUU
Ruditapes philippinarum (Manila clam) is the source of this 3038-nucleotide messenger RNA. RefSeq names its product monocarboxylate transporter 12-like. The record is from RefSeq and is a predicted model, not a curated record. Gene Ontology annotation, biological process: transmembrane transport; monocarboxylic acid transport. Lineage: Eukaryota; Metazoa; Mollusca; Bivalvia; Venerida; Veneridae. Gene Ontology annotation, molecular function: monocarboxylic acid transmembrane transporter activity. The transcript is spliced from 5 exons. Bases 1512 to 2996 code for a protein of 494 amino acids.